AUGCCAGUGUUGACGACACUAAGGAUUAAGGAACUUGCGUUCGAUUACGAUGGCCCUCUGAUUCUUCUGAUCAAAGCGGGGCGUUACUUUUUUUGCCUUGCUAGCGAUCAAGGUCUAAAGGACACAAUUAAGCCGUAUGGUGCAGAAAAUUCUUUACUUCUGCAAAUCCUUCCAGAUUUAGUAAAGCUCGUCACUGGAUAUUCUACGAAGAAAAUGGGUCCUGGAAUUGAAAAUGGUAUUAUCUAUUCAAACUUUACUCUGAAAACCUCGCGUCGUGGCUUACUGGUCGGUCACCAACCGCUUACUUCGCCGGCAAUUGAAAUUGACGAAGGCUUCACAUCAGUGCAGUUUGCCGGCAGUCCACCCAUGAAACUAACUGCCGUAGAAAUUUGGGCAGCUGGUCCUUCAAGUCACCUGGACAAGCUGGCAGCUCAGAAAACCUGGGAACUGCAGCAGGUCAAUAAAGAGAAGAACAGAAAAUUCAAUUUGGACGAGGAUUGGCGAGAGUCAGCUGACCGCCAUUUACUGAACAUGGCGGGGAUCAACGUUCGCCGGUCGGAGGCUUUUGAAGAGCCUAACGCUGCAAAAGAUCUGUGA
Echinostoma caproni is the source of this 597-nucleotide messenger RNA. The record is from the annotation of a GenBank genome assembly. NCBI's taxonomy places the organism in Eukaryota, Metazoa, Platyhelminthes, Trematoda, Plagiorchiida, Echinostomatidae.